CCUUCUCCGGCCGCACCACCCAAAUCCUCCUCCUCGUCUCCCUCCCCGCCUCCCCCGACUUCGCCAUGACCGACGCCACCACAGCCGCCGCCGGCGACCAUGUCGACGCCGCCGCGCACAAGCCUCCGGAGACGACGACCCGCCGGGGUGCCAGCGCCGUGGCGGCCACCAUCAGCCACGCGCAGCAGCAGCAGCAGUCGCGGCUGGACGACGAGCAGCUGGCCGAGCUGCGCGACAUCUUCCGCUCCUUCGACCGCGACGCCGACGGCUCCCUCACGCAGCUGGAGCUCGGCUCCCUGCUCCGCUCCCUCGGCCUCACGCCCAGCGCCGACCAGCUCGACGCGCUCAUCACCCACGCCGACACAAACUCCAACGGCCUCGUCGAGUUCUCCGAGUUCGUCGCGCCCGACCUCCUCGCCGACCGCUCCCCCUACUCCGAGGACCAGCUCCGCAGGCUCUUCAGCAUCUUCGACCGCGACGGCAACGGAUUCAUCACCGCCGCCGAGCUCGCACACUCCAUGGCCAGGCUCGGCCACGCGCUCACCGUCAAGGAGCUCACCGGCAUGAUCAAGGAGGCCGACACCGACGGCGACGGACGCAUCAACUUCCAGGAGUUCUCGCGCGCCAUCACCGCCGCGGCGUUCGACAACAUCUUCUCCUGAUUACAUGCCUACCGGAAUUUGACCAAUGCACGCGCGCAUCCAUCGUUACUUGGUUUCGAUCUUGAGUUGGUUUUCUUUUCUCUUUUUGGGAGAUCAAUCAGUAAGAUUAAGUAAUUUAGGAAGCUGCAGGUGAGGUGAUGUGCUCGAUCCUGUGAAUAACAAAAAAGAAGGAGUCAAUUUAGGACAAAAUUACAUGGUUAAA
This is a messenger RNA of Phragmites australis (common reed), 864 nucleotides long. RefSeq names its product probable calcium-binding protein CML11. The record is from RefSeq and is a predicted model, not a curated record. NCBI's taxonomy places the organism in Eukaryota, Viridiplantae, Streptophyta, Magnoliopsida, Poales, Poaceae. Bases 66 to 662 code for a protein of 198 amino acids. The transcript has a single exon. Gene Ontology annotation, molecular function: enzyme regulator activity; calcium ion binding.